GCCGACGGUGUCACCGUGCUGCAGCUGACUGAUCUGGGGACGUUUGGUGACAUGAAUAGAGCCAGCAAUCCGGAACCGGCGGCCGCCUUCUAGUGAGGGAAAUGUAGAGAGAUCAGAUAGGUGUGACACAGCGGAGUAAGCUCGUGACCUACCAGGCAGUGGGGUUAUUGAGUUGUGAAUAAGUGACAGACGAGACACGUGUUAGUGUAAUAGUGAGAGGUACUUGUGUACAGGUGACUUCAGACACAAGAGCUAGUCUCAGUGUUUUGGUGAGAGUUGUGAAUUAGUGACACAUGUAAUAGUGAGAUAUACCUGUGUACUGGUGACUAGACACGGGUGCUAGUGUCAGUGUAUUGGUGAGAGUUGUAAGUGACCGUCGAGACACGUGUUAGUGUAAUAGUGAGAGGCACUUGUGUACUGGUGACUAUAGACACAGGAGCUAGUGUCAGUGUAUUGGUGAGAGCUGUGAAUAAGUGACACGUAAUAGUGAGCUAUACCUGUGUACAUGUGACUAGACACAGGUGCUAGUGUCAGUGUAUUGGUGAGAGUUUUGAAUAAGUGACAGACACAUAAUAGUGAGAUAUAUCUGUGUACUCGUGACUGGACACAGGUGCUGGUGACAGUUGUGAAUGAGGGACACGUAAUAGUGAGAUAUACCUGUGUACAUGUGACGACACAGGUGGUAGUGUCAGUGUAUUGAUGACAGUUGUGACUAAGUGACAGACACAAUAGUGAGAUAUACCUAUGUACUGGUGACUAGACACAGGUGGUAGUGUCAGUGUAUUGGUGAGAGUUGUGAAUAAGUGACAGGUGCUCGUGAGAUAUACCUGUGUACAUGUGACUAGACACGGGUGUAGUGCCAGUGUAUUGGUGAGAGUUGUGAAUAAGUGAUUCACAUAAUAGUGAGAUUAACCUGUGUACAUGUGACUAGACACAGGUGGUAGUGUCAGCAUAUUGGUGUGAGUUGUGAAUAAGUGACAGACAUGUAAUGAUUUACCUGUGUACAGGUGACUAGACACAGGUGCUAGUGUCAGUGUAUUGGUGACAGUUGUGAAUAAGUGACAGGUAAUAGUGAGAUAUACCUGUAUACUGGUGACUAGACAGGGUGCUAGUGUCAGUGUAUUGGUGAGAGUUGUGAAUAAGUGACACGUAAUAGUGAGAUAUACCUGUGUACUGGUGACUAGACACGGGUGGUAGUGUCAGUAUAUUGGUUAGAGUUGUGAAUAAGUGACACGUAAUAGUGAGAUAUACCUGUGUACUGGUGACUAGACACGGGUGCUAGUGUCAGUGUAUUGGUGAGAGUUGUGAAUAAGUGACAGGUAAUAGUGAGAUAUACCUGUGUACUGGUGACUAGACACGGGUGCUAGUGUCAGUGUAGUGGUGACAGUUGUGAAUAAGUGACAGGUAAUAGUGAGAUAUACCUGUGUACUGGUGACUAGACACGGGUGCUAGUGUCAGUGUAGUGGUGACAGACACAUAAUAGUGAGAUACACCUGUGUACAGGUGACUAGACACGGGUGCUAGUGUCAGUGUAUUGGUGACAGUUGUGAAUAAGUGACAGACACAUAAUAGUGAGAUACACCUGUGUACAGGUGACCUGUGAUCCAUAGAGGAGUGUGUGUAGAAUGUCUUCGCUCUCCUUCCCCUUCUCUAGCUGUGCGUUGCGCUCUCUGCAGUUAGAGGCAGAGGAACUGCGGCGAUGGGAAAUUCGUAAAAGAAUAGGCCGCAUUGCUGUGAGACCCUCGCUCCAUAUACAGCCCCCACCCAGAGCUCCCCAGCAACCCCCCUGUCUCUGCACAGACCCGCUCAUCCACAGUGCACUUUUCAGUGGUAAUCUGGAUAUCCUGAAGGAGUACCUAGCUGCGGAGCACUCUGCAAACCUGCUGGUGCCGACGCGAGAGCACGAUCUGCGCUGGAGCAGUGAGCAGACGGGGAUCUGGUCUCUGACGUAUGAGGAGGAGCUCACCUGCCCUCUCUACAUCACUGCAAGCCGCGGGUACAUAGAUUGCCUCCAGCUGCUCCUCAGGAAGGGGGCAGAUGUGGACUUUGCUCCUAGUGGAGAAACCGCCUUACAUGGGGCUUGUGAAAAUUCCCAAACAGAAUGUGUGAGGGCCCUGCUCAGCUACGGGGCCAAUCCCAACGCCGAGUGUCAAGAGGGUUUGUUCCCUCUCCACCACUGCAAGACAUCCGAGUCCUACCAUUGCGCCAAGCUGCUUCUACAAUAUGGAGCCUACAUUAACAACCAGACAGAGGACGAGGGGCUCACUCCAUUACAUGUGGCAGCACGCCAUGGUUUGCUGGAAAAUGUGGACCUUUACCUCCGCCAUGGAGCUACCAUAGACAAGAGAGAUGUACAAGGAGAGACGCCAUUAAUUGUCGCCUGCAGCCAGCCCCAGUCACCUACAGAAUUGGAGAGAUACCAUCAGGUGUGCCAACGCCUCAUUCAAGGGGGGGCCAACAUCAAAGCCCGAGACAAUGACCAGCAAAGCCCACUGCACCUGGCAUGUAAGAGCGCCAACCCCCAGGUGGUGGAGAUGUUGUUGGCACAUGGGGCAGAGGUGAACACAAUGAGUUACAGUGGGAACACCGCUAUGCAGAACAUACUACAGGUCACCUCCUACAAGCUGCAGAACCAGCCAGAAGUCAUUGUGCGGGCCCUGCUGAACCAUGGAGCCGUACGGGUGUGGCCAGGAGCACUCAUCAAGGUCCUGCGUUAUUGCUAUUCGUCCCCGCGCACGGUGGAGGUUCUGCUGAACACGUACAGUAAGCUGAAAGGAACAGAGGACUGGGCUGAGGCUGUACCAGAGGAAGAGCAACGGAAACACCCUCGGUUCUUCCAGUCGGUUUUCUCGCUGUCUCGCAGCCCCCGGUCUCUGCAGCACCUCUGUCGCUGCGCUCUGCGAUACCAUUUAGAGGGAAGACUCGCCCAGUCGCUACCCAGGUUGCCACUACCCCCUUCACUCUUACAGUUCCUGCAGCUGCGUUUUGAAGGUGUUCUGUAUUGACUGUUCCGCCGACCUCAUAGCACGCGGCCCUUGUGUGUCCUGAACCGGGUGUUAUAUGAUCUAGAGAUGGUAUAGUAUCAACCUCACAAGUGCCUGGUCUGUUCUCUUCACUACAUAAAGGCUAUUCCGCCCAUCAGCCUCCAUCCAUUGCUUCAGAGGCAACUCGCUCCCCAGCCCGUAUCCCGUGAUUACCUCCUUCUGGACCAAGGUCAUAAAACUCUCCAGGACAGUCCCAGAGGACGCCCGACUGACUCCUGGAUUCUGACUCCUGGAUUCUGACUCCUGGUACUUCGCUGGGUUUCUACUGUAUUUGGUAGAAUCAAAAAAUCUCUUCUCCAACAACACAGCCAAAGCCCUGACCUCUGUCACUGGAAGUCACCUACUGUGCACUCGGUGGCGGAGCAGGCUGUGCACGUCCAUGGAAGACAUUGCCCUGCCAUUUCUCUGAUUCCCACACCUCCAUGUGCUGCAAUGCAGGGUCGCAGCAUCACCCCUAUAGGAAGUCUCCUAUCCCAUAGCCCAGGUAUCCCCCACCACACACACACACACGUUGUUUUUCUAUUAUAACCUUCCAACCCUCAGACGGCACUUUUAUGUAUGAAUGUGUGAAUCUUUCUCUAUCACAUGUAAUUGCACUUUGUCUGGUUUGCAUAAUAAAGAAUGAAUAAAAUAAAA
Messenger RNA from Pseudophryne corroboree (corroboree frog), 3680 nucleotides. RefSeq names its product ankyrin repeat and SOCS box containing 10 (gene ASB10). Gene Ontology annotation, biological process: intracellular signal transduction. The coding region runs from base 1626 to 3005 and encodes 459 amino acids. The record is from RefSeq and is a predicted model, not a curated record. The transcript has 5 exons. Lineage: Eukaryota; Metazoa; Chordata; Amphibia; Anura; Myobatrachidae. Gene Ontology annotation, molecular function: protein binding.